AUGAGAGCAUUUUCAAUCAUUUAUCAAUUAGAUUUGAAUCUAUGCUCGACAUUUUUGAAUCAUCCGAAUUCCCCACUUAGUGAUGACACCACUGGCAAUGAUUCAGCAGGAGGAACGGGCCUAGAACACAUCACAACUUCUGUUGUUCGAAAACUCGAUGCUGGGGCUCGUGAGAGUUUGGGCCAACACUUAAUCCAAUUGUUAGCUACCAUUGUCUUACCAGAUCCUCCUCAAUCUAUAAGUGAAGUAGAUGGUCGCUUGGUUGGUGGUCUACCAGGCAUUCCAGACAAAUUAAUGCCCACUGACAGCGACAUGGACAAUUAUCGUAUUUUGGCAGAGAAAGGACGGAAAAAGGUGCUAAAUUUACCAUUCGAUAAGAUAUUUGCUGCCCUUAAAGAAUUCAGUGGACGUUUCAACUUCAAUGUUUGCGUCUACAUUGUUGCUAUAGCUGAACAUGUGAUCGGAAAUUUUUUGCAAGCUGCUAUUUGCUAUGAGGACAAAGCUUUAACUGAGAACGUUAUUCGUGCAUCCACUGUAGAGAAACUAUUCAUAUUAUAUCGUGAUCGUGUUAAACCCCGUCGCUUGGAAACGUCUAAUCUUUUUCCUCAGGACUAUGAUAAAUGCGUUGAUGAAUUGUGCAGUUUUUUACAUACAUGCUUGGAACAAAUCAAUCUAUUAAUACGUGUAUUCCGUGAACCGAUUGUUUCUUUAACUCCACCAUCUUACGAACAACAAUCAGUGUGCUGUAAUGGAACAAAUGAAGAUACUAUACAAGUCUUAUUCGGCAAUAUAUUAGAUGUAUAUAAUAAUAUGCGUAUACUGUUAGAUACAAUUGAAGCAGAAGAUGAAGAUAAUUAUUCUCCAAAUAUUGCUACUAAUUCUAAGAAUUGUAUACUGUCAACAACAGCAGAAAUGGUUAAAUCUGUGAAUGCAUCAACAACCGGUGGGCCAGUUACUACUACUACUACUACUUCUGAUAAUAGUAGUUUAACAUCGGUUAAUUCAUUAUCUGAAACAGGCGGUACACUUGAUUCAAUGCCGAAGAAACAAUUGUCUGACAAUGGAGUUAAUGUUGGCAAUACUAAAGGCGAUUCAAACAAAUCAUCCUUGUGUAGUUUACCUCCUACACCAACAUUCCAUUCAACUUCUCCAACUAGUCAAACAGUUGUAGAUCAUCGUCAUCAACAUCAUCACCGAUUGAACAACCGUGAAGAAGGCCUUCUUAACAAUAAUCAUAAUGAUAAUAAUAGUAAUAAUAAUAGUAAUGGUCAUUCUAAUAAUAGUAGUAAUAAAAAAACUACUCCUAGACGUUUAGUUGGUGUAUGCUUGAUUGAAUUAGCUGAAGAUGACUCAUUGCAUGCAUUCAGUCAGUAUGCUUCUAUUGUACUCGAUUCUAAAUCAAGAGAUAGUGCUUGGAGUUUAAUUGAACACGAAAAUUAUCUACAAGAAUUAUGUCAACUAAGUCGAAGUAUUAUUCACACAGCUUCAUUGAAUAAUAAGUAUGCUGCAUCUCAUUUCGCCUCAUCUUUGCCAACCACCGAUCUACAUUCAUUCACUUGUUCACGUUGUCAACAUUGGGAUACAUAUGUAGGCAAGCCGCGGCGAAGAUCUACCUCAUCCUCUGUCACUUCACCAAUCCAUAAUGAUAGCAAUUCUUCAUCGAAUUCAUUUAGUAAGGAUACUAUGUCAACUUCAGUGGAUUCAGCAGAUAGAAUUGAACUGACUUCAAGAUUUUCAUCUCAACGUCCUCAUAGCCGUCGUUCACCGAAUUCAUCUUCAUCUUCAGAUAUGAAUACAUCAUCAUUAUAUUUACUACCGAGAUUAAUUUUAUUACCAAUAUUUCAUUUUUUCUACUUCCAUGAAUUAAUUGAGACAUUACAUCGUUGUGCUUAUGAUGAUGAAGAUCGUGCUCGUUUAAAAGAAGUCCUCAGUAUGUUAAGUAAAACACGUAAUACACUUGAACGAGAUUUAGCUAAACAUCCAUGGGUUGCACUACAUUUAGUUCGAUUAAUAUCAACUGGUCAGCUGACUAAUCGUUAUCGAUCAUUAUAUUUAAACGCUGUCACUGGGACGUCAUGUCCACCUAGUCCAGUGAAUUAUACAGCACCACCUUCACCUGUUGGUCCUUCAAAUCAAUUUAAUAGCAAUAGUCAUGCUUCUUGUGCUUCUGUAUUCAAUGCAAAUUGUAAUUCAACAACUGGUAAUAUAUUCAACUAUCAAAACCCUAAUCAUCAUUCAGUGACAACUGUUAACAAUCCGACAAUGACAAUGGCCGCGGCAGCCGGGACAACAACAGCAUCAACGGUGGGAGGUAUUAAUUCUACAGAAUUACCAUUCAUGUAUAAUAAUACAAUUCAAAGUAAAGCAGAUGAAAUCGAGAAGCUUUUAAGCAAUAAAGAUAAAUUGUCAUUGCCAAAUAACUGUCGUAGUGCAUUUGGUGAUUUUGUAAUGGAGAGUCGUGUGUAUUUACGUACAGAGUCAAAGAAAGCAUCUAGUGAGCAUAUUGCCUAUUUAUUUACUGGUCUCCUAUUAAUAUGUAAAUGGCAAGAACGUCGUUCAACUCCAUUGAAUCCAAACUCUACACAACAAUCUGUUCUACGUGUUAAACAUCGUAUACCGCUUGAUUUAAUUCAUGUAACCGAUUUACCACCGAUUGUUCAACCGAAUUUAACUCGUUAUGUCGGUCAUAGUGGACCAAUGACACCAUCGUUAGUUGGUGCUGCGGUUUUAGCUGCGACAUCAGCUAAUAGCUAUUCGCAUAAUAGUACAACAUCUAUUAAUUCGCAUGAAGAUACUCAAAGUAUAGGUCUAUCAGGUUUAUUUACAUCUAGCUUGAAUGGUUCCAUUUCAAGUCAUUCGAGUUUAGCUAGUGCUGGUGGUUCAGGAAUUGGUUUUUUCCCAUUCCUAUUCGAAUUGGAAUAUGUUGAUUCAAAUUCAUGUAGCCCAACAUCGCAUAAAUCGAAUCACUCGAACAGUCGUCACCAUCAUCACUAUGGUUACCAUGCUUGUCCACCAAAACAUUCUGGUAAAAUGAAUUUCAACGAUGAAAUGGGUAGUGCACCUGUCGGCAGUGAUGGGAGUUCAUUGCUACCCAGUCUUUCUUCUCCGUCAUCAUCAUCGAACAGUACUUCAGAAAAAGCUAAUUUUAAUAAUUUAUCAUCAUCUGGCAUCAAUGUUAAUCAUAUUUGGAUAUUUUUACGAACUCCAGAAGAGAAAGCUGAUUGGAUAGCGAGUUUGUUGAGUAUUCAAGCUUAUCGGCUUUUUCUACGUUAUAUCCGAACACUACCCAGACUAGAGGUCUCCUUACGACUGCCGUCACCAAAUGUCUAUAGGUUUAGUCAACCAGAUAGUGUAAACAAUAUUAUAUUUGAGACAAGUACUCCAACAUUUAUUCCAUGCUAUCAAACAGAAGAUCAUUCACGUGGUCAAGUAAACUUGAGUCAAAAUUAUUCCCAACCUGCUCAAUAUCCCAGUCAUCAUCAUCACCACCAACAACAGCACCAAUCAAAAGAAAUGCGUGAACAAUCAUCUCCACUACAAUCACUUGAUAUAGCCAAUAAUUUUAAUUCAUCUGAGCCUAAUUCUUUCAAUGAACUGUCUAAUUUUGUAUAUCCACCAGAUAAUUCUACUAGUGUUUCAAAUGUAGAAGAGGGAGAAGAUGUUGAAGAAGAUGAAGAAGUAGAUGUAGGAGCAGUGGAAUUGAUUGAACCACACACCUUAACUAGUGGUACUACUUUUGGUAUUGUCCCACCAUCAACUGAUCUUACAACACCAUCACAACCAUCUCCCGUAACUACAAUGUCAUCAUCAUUAUCGUCCACCGUCGACAAACCUAGUGGUAGCUUAUCUGAAAUCCGUGGGAAAAUAGAUAAUACUAAUAAUAUCAUGUUGACAAUGCUAAGCAAUAGUGAUUCGUCUAGUACACUAACAUUGACUAGUCAUGGUUCAAAUGAUAGCAGUAAUGUUAAUCGUACUCUUGUUAAUAAUAGUUAUUAUAGUCAUAGUAAUACAGUAAAGUCUCAAUGUGAUUAUCAGUCAUCAUCUCAUCCCCCUCCAGCUCCUUCUCCUAUACAACAACAUUCAUUUCAAUCUUCAAAUAAUCUACCUGAAAAUGUAAAUAUGCCUAGUAAUCGUCAUUUUUCAAGUACAUCAAAUUAUCCUCCACAAAUACGUAUGGCAACAUUAGAUAAAUUGAUUGAACGUCUCACAUAUCCAACAUAUUUUGAUACACGUUUAGUGAAUUGUUUUCUGUUAGUGUAUAGACGUGUUACUACAUCGGAAGAAUUGUUGAAUUUACUUAUUGAAAGAUUUCGUAUACCUGAUCCUGAAUUUUCACCUGAAGAAUGGAAUAUUGAACCGGAACAUGGUCAAUUGGAAUCACCUGCACAACAUAUGCUGAAAAGAUUUCGUUCCGGUUAUAAAAAGCGUAUUCAAUCUAGAGUGAUUAUGUUCCUGUCACGUUGGGUGCGUAGUGCACGUUAUUAUCAGAAUGAUUUUGCACCAAAUCCUGAAUUACGUCAAAAACUGCUUGAUUUUUUAUCUACUAUACAAGCUAGAUAUUUAAUGUCAGCUGUAGAACGUAUUAAACAACACUUACAACACCCUCCUGUUUCAACACACUAUCCUAUUACAUCAUCUAAUGAUGUAACUUCCACAACAACUCCAUUAGAUUCAAGUGGACAAAAUCUGGAGACAAGUGAUUCGGUCCCUGUGUCGCCUGUUGAUUCAAAUUACUCUGGAAAGUCUUGUAGUGUUGGCAGUAACAUUAGCAGCACUAGCACUAGUCGAAUUACACUCCAUAAUAUUCAUCCUUACAAACUAGCUGAACAGGUUACACUAUAUGAAUGGGAAUUAUAUCGUCGUAUACCAUUUUGGGAAGUUGAAAGUCGUGAACGUACUGGAAAUGCUGUGCCUAAUCUGAAUAAAUCAAAGUCAUUUUCAAAUCGUUUUCGUAAUUGGUUAGUAUAUUCUGUACUAAGUGAAUCACAUCCAGAUGAUCGAAUUUGUGGAAUUCAACGUGUUAUUGAUCUAAUGUUAAUUAUGGAAAAUAUGAAUAAUUUACAAGGUAGUCAAGAGGCUAAAUCUGCAUUAAUUAGUGCAGCUGUAUAUAGAUUACGAAAAUCAUUUCAAGCUAUUCGACGAAUGCGACAUUAUCGUGAAACAGUUGACCGCUUACGAAGAGAAGGUGUAAUUAGUCCAAAAUCUCAACGAACUUCAUCAUCACCAUCCUCUACAUCAUCUUCAUCUCUUCAAACAAAUUCUGUAACAGAUCAUAAUGUCUCAGGAAGUCAUUCGAAUAAUAUUAGCAACAAUGUAAAUAGUAACAAUAGUAGUAAUAAUAGUGGAAAUACUAGUGGUAGUAGUAGUAGUAAUAAUAAUCCUUUUUCAAGUUUUGGUUUACCAUUUUCAACACGUGCAAGUAAAUCACAUGAACGUCGUAUACGUGUAUUAGAAAAACAGCAUGCAUCAGGUGAAUUGUGUCAUCCAUGUGUACCAUUUAUUGCUGCCGGUGUAAUGACGCGUUUAAUUCACUUGGAUUUACGUCAUCCAGAUACAAUUGUAAAUAAUGCUGGAAAUGUUAUGAUUAAUUGUUGGAAACAUCGUCAAUUAGCUGAAAUUGUUGAACGGUAUUUAGCCUUUCAACGUAUUCCUUAUACAUUUAGUGUAGACGAGGAAAUUAGAGAAUUUUUAGAACAUGUUGAUCCAUUAGAAAUGGCUGGUGUUUCAUGUGAAGCAGAAUUUGAGCGUAAAAUGUAUCAGCUAUCUGAAUCUUAUGAGCCAAGAGAAUCUGAACCGUUGAAUGAACCAAUUAUACCUGAGGAGCGUCGUAUGACCAAAGAAGAAAUACAAGCAGCACAGUUACUUAGUAAUUCCUCUUUAAAAGAUCGUAUGACUGUACCAUCUGUGUUACAAUUCACUAAUCUACUCAACAAUACUUCGUAUAAUAAUUCGAAUAAUCAUAAUCAUAAUAAUAGUAAAUCGUCAUCCGCAUUAUUAACCAAUCCAUCUCGUAGUAGUAGUACUAGCAGCAAUCCAAAUGAACAUAAAAAUUCAUUGAAAAAGUCUGGCGGUCAUCUGUCUUCCUCAUUGAUUGGUAUAGCCAGUGAAACACAAGAAAGAAAGUAUUUACGCCUACCUAAUCCACUGUCUUUGUCGUCAAAUGUUACAUCAAGUACAGUUGUACCAGGAGCCAAACAUCAACACAGUAUGUCCGACAGUCAUGUAAUUUCACCAGCAAUCUCUCCUUGUCAUCAGGCAACUAACUCAGUCAUUGGAGUAACAACGACAACAACAUAUUCACCAGGUUUAUCUCCACCAUCAACCCCUCAAUCUAUUAAUAACUGUGGUCACUCACCCCCACCGUUGCCACCCAGAAUACGACGUCAAAGUUGCAAUUGUUCUAAGCAUGUGAAGGCUUCAAGUUCAGCUUCUUCUUCUUCUGUUACUUCUCAUAGAAAUCCUACUCCACCACCGCAUUCACCGAAUUGUACAGAUGCUUGUAGUUGUUUCCCACCACCUCUACCUCCGAAAUCAACAACCACUGGUUCUAAUCGUUCAGUAGCAGCAAUGCCAAUCACUUCUAUCCAUGCCAAUAACAAUCGAUAUUCAAAUGAUAGUUCUCCACAUCACUCUACUUGCCAGUCAUGUACAUUCAAUUCAGAGUCUUCUAAAACUCAUAGAUCUUUGCCUAUGGAAACAGCUCCACCUUUACCACCAAGAAUGAAUACAACUAAUCCUGCUUCAAAUUCGAUCACCGAAGAUAGUGGCGGGUGGUCUCGCUAA
Messenger RNA from Trichobilharzia szidati, 6783 nucleotides. The record is from the annotation of a GenBank genome assembly. Lineage: Eukaryota; Metazoa; Platyhelminthes; Trematoda; Strigeidida; Schistosomatidae.